CCUGUCAUAACCGUUGUCAUAGUGUUGCUGUCAGAUUCAAAUUAAACCCAUACAGACAGCCCCACGGUCUAGCACCACUGAAGGCAGUUACAUUAUCUUGCUCAAAUAUUUCGAAUAAUGAAACUCUUAUGAAAACUCUUGAAACAGUCUACUUUGAGUUCUCUAGCCUGAGCGCCUUGACCGUCGAAUAACAACAUCUAAAUGGCUGAUGUUUUUGCGCUUUUACCAGGGGUCCAGUGCCUACGAGGAAUACAGCAACCAUUCUGGGAAAGGCAGGAUCGACCUGACCCAAAGGAUUUUACAAUCGCUGACUUGAAGGGCGAGACUGCAGGACGAACGCCUGGGAAAGUAAACGGUGAACAGUUUAUUAUUCGGGAUUGCCAGGAUUCCAAUAUUUAUAUAUAUGAUCAUUCAGCUACGAUAACCAUUGAUGACUGCGUAGGAUGUAAUAUGUUUCUAGGGCCCAUCAAAGGAAGUGUUUAUUUCAGAGAUUGUAAAGACUGUAGAGUAAUUGUAGCAUGUCAACAAUUUAGAACUAGAGAUUGCAAGAAAAUGGACAUCUUUCUUUGCUGUGCUACACAACCUAUAAUAGAGUCUUCGACAGGAAUGAAAUUUGCUUGCUUUCAGUAUUAUUAUCCUGAGCUGGAGAGUCAGUUUGAAGCAGCAGAUUUGAGUUUAUAUAACAACAACUGGAGCAAUCUCCAUGACUUUACUCCUGCACCAGGAGAGGUAACAUGGUCACUACUACCAGAGGAUGCACAUGUAGAUGACUUUGUCUCAGUCCCUACAUCAGACGAGUUCUCCAGCRUCAAGGUAUCCACAGCAAAGCAUGCAAGCAUUGUUCCUGUUACUCUGGGAAGCAGAAGGAAGCCUUUUGAUGAAGUGUGUCUAGUGAUAUUUUUCCAAAGCUCACAAAGAAAAGAGAAAAUUAAAAAGUUUUUGGAAAAAAUUAGAGAAAAGGAAUGCAUAUUAGUACAGACUAAGGAAGUAAGCAUGAAAGCUGAUGAAAUAGCAAGGGUUACUGGUUCUACAGAGUACAAUGAUGCAGUAGCUCAAGGACCAUUAAUUGGUAUGGAAGUAAAUGGCAGAGAUUGUAUUCAAAGUUGUGUUGAAGCCUGUGGGAAAGACAACCCUGAUAUCUACCUGUCAUCAAGUCCACAGAAAGCUGCACAAGAGAUAGACCAGUUCUAUAACUUUGUAGAUAUGUCCAUGAAUUAGGCUGAAAUACUUGUACAGAAUGUGGGCUUUCCUUUAUCAGUAGCUUGUGUAUGCCAGUUCUAUGACUUUGUAAUUGGUGAAUAGGGGUAGGCAAAUCUGUCAAUCCAUUAACAUUAAUGCGUCUUAUUCUGUCAAUCAGCAAAAAGAUUGGCAGUUGACUUGUAUUUUUGGACUGGUCAACGAAAACAAGCAAAAAAUUUCUCACGAGGGUUUAAAUUCACAAUCCUAACUCUAUAAUGAGCCAAAACAAUAAAAAAGCUGAAAAAGCAAAAAUUGAAACCGUUGACCUGUAAAAAUGGAUAAAUUUGUAAUUCGCUGUAUUUGCACAAUCCGCCAAUCUGUUAAAAUUUUGCUAUGAAUCCAUAAUCAGUACUAAAUUAUUUGCAAAAUCUACCGAUCCGCAGACCUAUUGACUGCACCCUUUGUUAAUUAUAGAUAUGUCCUGGCUUGAAUCAGACUAGAAUACUAGUGAAGAAUAUUUUAAAAAUUCGGCCUGCAGCUCAAAUGGUCAAUAACCCAUGAGUCUAAAUAGACCAUGAGGGCGAGAGGUCUAAUAUUGUUUUAAUAUAAACCUACUGAUUGGUGAAGUAAAUGAAUAAUUCAACAUAAUUUCAAAUAAUUUUGAAAUUAGGCUGAAAUUAUUUAUUUUUUGAGCUGUUCUGGUUUUCAAAACUGGCAUUUUUCUCUACUAGUGGUGUAACACUAAUAGACAACUAGGAGCUCAGCCAAUCAAAGCAUAGGAAUUGUGAGAGACCAUUAAGUAGGUUUAUACUAUAAAGUCUGACACGAGAGAAAAAUGUAUUGCUCCUGCAAACAAAACUGCCAUGUGAGAAAGAAGGCUGUUUCAACUGUUCAAAAAAUAUCUUACAAGUGGAUUAAAGAAAUAUAUUUUUGAACAUGAAGUAUUCCCCUUCACAGGUCCCUGCACCAUUUUAAAUAUGGUAACUGUGCCUAUGCAUGAAAGUGAAUGGCAGUGACCUUACAAUAUUAGAGACCUGGUUUAACACCUUGGACAAUUAUUCAUGUCACCGCCAUUCCUGCUUCAAAGCACAGGCAUGGUUAAAUUUCAAGAUGGCACAGGGAACUUGAAGAGGAUUAUUUUGAUCUCCAAAUGGCCAUGCAAAUGUGUUUACCCAGUGACAGAGGACAUGAGUGGCAGUCUUUCACCCUCUCCAUCAUCUGGCUGAGUAACCCAAAGCCAAAAAUGGAUGUUAGAAACAGGAUAUAUUAUGUUCUAAAUUAUUUAUAAAUGGAAAUGUAGUAAACAAGAAGCUACAAGAAGCUUACUUAUCUCCCA
This is a messenger RNA of Actinia tenebrosa (Australian red waratah sea anemone), 2515 nucleotides long. Its product is annotated as protein XRP2. Gene Ontology annotation, biological process: post-Golgi vesicle-mediated transport. The record is from RefSeq and is a predicted model, not a curated record. Lineage: Eukaryota; Metazoa; Cnidaria; Anthozoa; Actiniaria; Actiniidae. Gene Ontology annotation, cellular component: periciliary membrane compartment; cilium. Gene Ontology annotation, molecular function: GTPase activator activity.